AUGACCGACGUGCUGUGGUUGAAAGACGCUCGACACGGCGGUGCCUUGCUGGAGCGCUUCCAGCCCGUUCGCCACUUCGCACACGCCUGGGAGCAAUUCUUCCACGACAUUAAUGGGGUGAUGGAAACGGACCUAGAGGAUUCUCUGGAGGAUCUUUCUGAGAAGCUCCCCGAGUUUGACGGCAACUUCGCGGGGUCCGAGAACACACUCAGCGUCGUCCAUCCCGAAGAGAAGCUGGGAGAACCAACUGGAUCCAACGGCGUCACUCCUUCACCUGGUCCUCUUCCGAACGACGAGGAGGGCCAUUUAAAAACCUGCAUCUCCUACUGCCAAGAACACGGUCCCACGGCUCAGUCGCUCAGCGAUGUCGACUGGUACCGGUCGCAGAUCAUCCAACCGCAGCCCCAGCGAAAAUACACGACUGCCUACGAGGAAGAAGAUAGCCGGCCGGACAUCAGAGGCUCUGAAAACAUUAGAACAAGCCUAGCCGACGCACUCAAGACUCCCCUCGCCCCGCGCUGGGACCAACAAGUUCAAGCCGCGCCGUUCGCUCCACCGCCGCCGCAACCCACAACCCAAUUGACAACACCAGAAGAUGAGGAGAGAAUCCUUGAGCAAUUACAUAUCGAGAGAGAAACGGCCGCGCUCAGGCGAAAGGAGCACAUUUCCGAGGUCGUCCGGGUCACCAAGGCCGCGGCCGCGGCCACCGGGGGCGUCCCCCCCGCGGCGGCCGCUUCCGGGAGAGAUCGUCGUCAAGCCCACGUCGCCCCAGCAACGGCAGCUCCGAGGAGGCAGAUGACAGUGAUCACGACGACGAUGAUGCGCCGGCGCCUCCCGGGCCCCAACGUCAACUGCGCCGUCGACGACUCGGGCCAUCUGGGCGUGGCGUGCGAGGUGCGCCUGGCGAGGAAGCGCGCCCGGAUCGCCGAGGAUCCGCGCAAGCACGGCCUGCCGAGCUGUACCUGGCGGAAGAGCAAGACGCGCAGCGCUCCCAAGGACGGGAUCCCAACGGUCAUGCUGACGGAGCCCGAGGGGGAGAGCUGGUACCUGGUGGAUUCUAUGUGCCCUGUAGAUGAGGAGGCGGAGGGAAAGGUAGAUGGGGAAGACUGUUCUGGUGACCCGAACCCAAGAAUCAAGACCUUCAAGAUCGAGCUGAGCAUCAUUUUGCCGGCUCUUUCGAACCAAUUGAGCACAGCUUAUCCAGAAUGA
This is a messenger RNA of Thermothelomyces thermophilus ATCC 42464, 1209 nucleotides long. RefSeq lists its product as uncharacterized. The record is from RefSeq and is a predicted model, not a curated record. The transcript is spliced from 3 exons. Bases 1 to 1209 code for a protein of 402 amino acids. NCBI's taxonomy places the organism in Eukaryota, Fungi, Ascomycota, Sordariomycetes, Sordariales, Chaetomiaceae.